Molecule: messenger RNA, 1206 nt
Organism: Salvia hispanica
Lineage: Eukaryota; Viridiplantae; Streptophyta; Magnoliopsida; Lamiales; Lamiaceae
Source: RefSeq, a predicted model, not a curated record
UAAGAAAAGCCCAAAUCACCACCACUCCAAUCCGACUUACGUGUACUCUUCCACCACCACUUCCCCCCAUAAACACAAUCCCAUUCCCUUCCAAAAUCCAAAUCUUAAUCCAAAUCCACCCCCAAAAUCAACCCUUUCCCCUUCCCAUUUUCCCAAAAUCGCUGAUUCUACUUCAAUUAUAUAUGGCGCCGAUCGUGUUAACCCAAUUGGCCACCGGCCUCAGCGUAUUGGCAGGGGCAGUUCUCGUCAAACAGGUGAUGGAUCACAACCCCAUGAUGGGUUCGGGCCGGACGCCCAGAUGCCCCAGCUGCAACGGAACGGGCCGGGUCACCUGCAUGUGCACCCGCUGGAAUGACGGCGAUUACGGCUGCCGGACUUGCGCCGGCUCCGGCCGGAUGGCCUGCAAUAGCUGCGGUGGCACCGGCACGGGCCGCCCCAUUCCGGUUCAGAUUACUGUUCGCCCCCCGCCUUCUUGAACACCAUUCGGGUUUGUUGCUCUUUGUAAAAUGUAAUCUUUGUGGAGACACACAGAGUCACAUACAGAUGACUGCUGGUCCUAUAAUCUUCAAUAACCAAAAUUCACUGAAGUUGAAGCUUAGUCUUUACGAAUAGAUAGCAAGAAGCAAAUUUUUUGGGACGUCGCCAAUGGAAACUAGUUAUGUCAUGACUAAACGCUGAUGCACACGACCUCAACUGCUUACAACCAGAGUCAGAUUAGCAGCAGCAUUCAAGAUAAAAGCCAGGUGUAUAUAGAGCUAAGUUAGUUUGCAAGCCUAUGGUUUCCUUGAUGAAAUCUAUUAUUGUGCGCAUUUUACCUUUGAUAUAAAGUAACAUUGUCAUAUAGAUCCUUCUUACUUCAAUACUUCUUUGUAUUAGUAAUGAUUAAUUGUCUCUUCAUAUUUGUGAUGCUGAUUACUAGGAUUAGGACUUGUAGUCCAAAUCAUACAUGAUCAGCAUGUACAAUUUGUGACUUUUAGUUCAUAUUUGUGAUGCUCAUUAUAUUCUGCUUUAUGAUUUUCUAUCAUCAAUGACUAAUCUAAGAUUCAAUAAACUGUCUUCAUGAUGCAUGCAUAUUGUUAUAUAUAUGGACAUGAUGUGUAUUUAGGAUUUCUUGGAUGCAUUUGUACACGGCUUAAGCACUUCUCUACAUACAUAAGGAUGUAGCAGUACACAACUAAACAAUGCAACAUUAAUUGGAAAAACAAA